Molecule: messenger RNA, 807 nt
Organism: Centruroides sculpturatus (bark scorpion)
Lineage: Eukaryota; Metazoa; Arthropoda; Arachnida; Scorpiones; Buthidae
Exons: 4
Coding region: 241-609 (122 amino acids)
Source: RefSeq, a predicted model, not a curated record
UCAGAAAAUGUGUAAUUUGCAAAGUUAACGAAGCCAUACUAAAUACAUAUGAAUCAUGGGCUUUCUUGUACUGUUUGGAUUUCUUCUAUGAUUGCGUAUCCAACUUGGUAGUGCCACAAUGUGUAAAGAAUGGCAAUUGUCCACGUCUUCCUGAUGAUUGUAACUUUUGCAAGUUAAAUAGAUGUUACGAUGCUUGAAUGAAGGCACAACUGAUUGAUUCAAUUGCUUUUGUCAAAAGCAAUGAUAAGAGGAAUAAUCAUGCAACUCGUCGAGAUGUGCCUUCAGGUUCAUGAUGUCUUGAGAUUGAAAGCAUCCUUUGUUGACCCUCACGUAUCUCUCAGUGAAUUUGUUAGAGAUUUUGGUAUAAAUGUUUUACGCCUCACAGAAGCUAUCAGGAUGAAUAAGAAGAAAGGGAUUUUCUCGUUCUAUGACAAUAAGCUAUUUCUGAUAUUUCAAGAAAAAAAGUUAUUUAAUGAAAAUCUUGAAGCAAUGGAAUGUGUAUGGAAAAUUACCUGUGUUUCUUUGUCUGAAGACAUUAGCAAGAACAAUAACUUUACAAAGUUUUUACAAUUUCGUGGAUCUCUUAUUAAAUUUAAGGAAGAUUUCUGAAAAAAAUAAACUAAAGAAUAAAUAAAAUACCAACUUUUAAAAUAUUUAUUUGAAUAACUGUUUGUGUUCGAAUAAAAAAUUAUAUUUAAAUUAUUUUCUAUGAUACACUGUAUACGUAUUUGUCCUCGAUGACAGAUCAAUUUCAUCAGAAAACUUGAAGUGUAAAAUGUGUUUUAAACAAUUAAUUGUAGACUAGAU